AUGGUAAUGGUAAAUCACGGCCUCACCACCGACGAUGCUGAUCGCCUAUUGGAUCCCAUCGUCGAAUUUCCCGAGAUCAAUGCUGCGUUUGAGAGACUUCGGCCAAUUACCGACUUCCGAAAAGACGAUAGCGAGGCCAGGAUAUUGUACAUUUGUAGGCGGAUAGAUCCUGAUGAGAAGAACAACAGAAACGGCGACGAGAAAAGCGAGAAUCUCUACAUUCUCAAAUGCAAAAUUCAAGCACCCUCGGUAUUAGCUGGAGGACUCACGACUCCUAUUGCUGGCCCAAAUGAACACACUCUUGCGGAACUGCAAGCAUUGCAAAAGUUCGCAGACACGAAAUCACCUUCUCUACCACAUCUCGUAGCAUGGAAGAAAGUCAUUCAGAAGGAGGGAGUGAACUCACCCAUGCCGGGCGGCUAUCUGGCUUAUGUUGUCAUGACCUUGAUGCCAGGCCGAGACCUGAUGGCGUUGAAGUUUUGGUCAAUGGAAGAGGAGCAGCGAGAGGAGAUCCGGGCCGCCUUUCUAGUCGCUAUCAAAUCUGUUUGGAGAAUGGGUUUCGAGCCCUAUGACUGUGCUUUGAGGAAUAUUCUGUGGGAGCCGGAGACGAAGAGAAUCUCCAUUGUUGAUUUCGAACAUUGGUAUCCCACUACUAGAGAUCCAAUCAACAUGAACGAAAGAGAGGAAAUGAUGAGAUGGGGAAUCGUCCAGAAGCCACCACAUGCGUUUCACUGGCAAGCAUUCUUCGCAAAUGAAGGUUUGAAGAAAGAGGAGAUCGACAGACUGUAG
This is a messenger RNA of Ramularia collo-cygni, 789 nucleotides long. RefSeq lists its product as uncharacterized. Lineage: Eukaryota; Fungi; Ascomycota; Dothideomycetes; Mycosphaerellales; Mycosphaerellaceae. The coding region runs from base 1 to 789 and encodes 262 amino acids. The transcript has 4 exons. The record is from RefSeq and is a predicted model, not a curated record.